AUGCAAUUGGGUGAUAAAAAACUCAUUGUACAACGAGCAAGUGUAGGAGCAAAGCACACUACAGGUGUUCUUCCCCAAACUUUGCUAUCGUUACCAGGGUUGGAAGAUGGUACUGUCCAGAACACGACCGGUUCAGGUAAUAUAACAAUUCGUAGUGGUGGGCCGCCUACCGAAGUACUAUGUUUGAUGAAUAUGAUUGAAACUUCGGAACUAGAAGAUGAUGAAGAGUACGAAGAUAUAGUUGAAGAUGUUCGUGCAGAAUGUAGUAAAUAUGGUGUUGUUCGCAGUCUAGAAAUCCCUCGACCGAUCCCCGGGGUUGAAGUUCCAGGAGUUGGAAAAAUAUAUGUUGAAUUCGCAAGUCUGAUCGACUGUCAAAAAGCUGCCACUGCUCUAACAGGAAGAAAAUUCAACCAAAGACUUGUGGUGACGUCUUUCUUCAGUCCUGAUAAUUACCAUCGCAGGGAGUUUUGA
This is a messenger RNA of Schistosoma mattheei, 471 nucleotides long. The record is from the annotation of a GenBank genome assembly. NCBI's taxonomy places the organism in Eukaryota, Metazoa, Platyhelminthes, Trematoda, Strigeidida, Schistosomatidae.